Molecule: messenger RNA, 2390 nt
Organism: Ectocarpus sp. CCAP 1310/34
Lineage: Eukaryota; Phaeophyceae; Ectocarpales; Ectocarpaceae
Source: the annotation of a GenBank genome assembly
AUGUCGAUCGAGAUGGAGACGGAUCUCGGCAAACAAGACGGCUCUCUGCGAACGUACUUGCUCGCACGCAGCUACGAUAGUGAGUGUUUGAUUCCUUUCUUGCCGUUUGCCCUUGGGGGGGGCGGGGGAGCGCGCCAGGAGGCGAAAGGAAAAAAAGAUAAAGGGCCGGCGAGAAACCCGGGGUAGAGAUGAGCCCGUGAACCCGCUACUGAAAAGCUAGAGCUCGCAUGAAGCCUUCUUUGGGCUUGCAGUGGAAAACCUGACCAGUAGGUUGUAAGAACCACGUUCUACUUCCGACUCGGUAGCAUUUGCACGCAUGCAGCUCUCGCUUCUCUUUAGAGCAGGGAAGCCGGCUCGUUUGUUAUUAUUGCACCGACCGAGCGUCGUUUCGGCGUGUAGACUUCCAUGCAUACAUGGAUGGUCCAUUGUAGAGCAAAGUGCGGCAGCAAGGCUAGCUCUCGCCGGUCGUGGCUCGCAGCGGCUGACCCCCCUCACCCUUUCUUGUUGUCUCCGUCCCACUCUCGUGCUGUGCUGUGCUGUGCUGUACAGAGCACGUGAGGGAUUUUCGACCUUGCCAUCGGUCGUGGGCAAGACCAAGCAAAAGACCAAGUAAGCCACGCCGUUCGUCCCGGCCACGCCCCCGAUCACAGCGAACAACCAAGAAUACACCACGUCAACACGGCAAGGACGACAAGAAGGCAGCAAAGAGAAAAUCUGUCUGGUUGUCUGUUGGCAUGGCUUUCUUUCUGGUUUGUCUGUCUGUCUGACUGUAGUGUCUGUCCGCCUGUCUGUGCGGUUGUCUGUCUUGCUGGUUGUCUGUUUUGUCUGGUUCUCUGUCUGUCUGUCUGUCCACUGUCCGUCUGUGUGUUUGUCUCCCUUUCUCCUUCUCCCGUUCUCCCCCUCCCUUAUGUUUGUUUGGUUGUGCUGAUGUUCCCCCUCUUGCAUCAACCCGCACGCUCCCGCAAGAAUGCCACAUGUCUCUCGAUCGGCUCGAUUUCUGCAUGACCCCCGUGUUUCAUUCUCACGAGCAAGACAACACCCCCUGCACACCGUGCUCGUGGGUCCAUUAAUUUCGCCCCCGACGCCCCCCCCCGCGCGCCGUGCACACGUGUCUUCUGCAUUUCCCUCACGGCCUUCCCACACUCCGAUGCCCAACGUCCCCUUCACGCCCGCCCGAACUUGACGACUUGUUCGUGGACGACGUGGGCGGCACCUCAACCUCCAUCGAGGCGCCGGCGGCGUCGCGGCGGGCGCGGGCAGGAACGGGGGCUUCGCAAGGGGAGCGGCGAGGGCGUAGGGCGGGGCGGCGGUUGGCGAGAGGGCGGCUCUGGUGGCCAACACGAACCCGGGGUACCACGACCACAUGCCGCAGGUCACGCCACGACGGCGCGGGAGCGAGGCUUUCGGGCAGGGGAGUGGGGGUAAAUAUCGUGAGUAGGAAGCAGCGGUGAGUUCUGUGGCAGCCCAGCUCGUGCGUCCUCCGCCGGCGCCCCGUAUAACAAAACAUGUGGCGCAUGUUGAAGAUACGUGCAACAAAUUUUGUUUCGUGUGCUCCCGGUUGGUUGUGGUGUACAGGGGUUAGUGGGCUGGGUUUGAUUUCGAGUAUGUACGAGUGCGGGAGCCGGCAAAUGUUAUUCGCUUGGGGAGCCAGAAAUAGUGCGCACUCUCGCGCUUCCCUGGCGGGCCCGUUGUAUAAUUCCGUCGCUGUGUUACCUCAAAUCCUUUUUCUCUCCCCCGCAGGCCUGGUGGUAGCCAGCGCGCCUUGCUCCCUAGUGAUGCUGCCGUUAUACUGCUUUUGUUCCUCCCUCACGGUGCUCGACACGCGUUUUGGGCGGCCAACUGGCACGCGAAAAACGGUGUUGUGUUUUGUGUUUGUUUUUCCUUUACUCGAUGCAAGCUUCGAAGCUUUUUUGUUGUGUACUUUAGAGAAUGAAGGGGCGCGAAGAGUGGGCAGCUGGGGUUUGAUAGAGUAGACAACGGCGAAGUGCGUUGAAAACCGUGAGAGGCUGAUUGGUGGUGCCUGAUUUUUCGUUCGGCUUUGGGUGCGAGAUUUGUUCGAUUGACUGCUGGGUCCGUACGACCCCUGGCUGCGGCGAUAGCCGGCUCGACGACUCGGCCCACCGGCGAUGGGAGUGGACUACAUACUGCCGUAGAUGGGUUGGGUGGAGCGCCGAUCUCGUUGUUGGCGGCGUUUGUCUGGCAAGGGUUCUUGCAGGACAUUGCCGGAGGUUUUGCAGAGAGAAACCUGUGUUCGAUAUGAUGGUGGUAGGGCGCACAUGAGUCGACCCCUCUUCUGCAGUAUAAUCGGGUGCGAUCGUUUGAGCUCAGAUACCUCGACAAAGAUGCCACCAUCAGCAAUGCGGAUCUUUUUUUGUUGUUGUUUGCUCCGG